Peromyscus eremicus (cactus mouse) is the source of this 3252-nucleotide messenger RNA. It is a transcript of the gene Ggact, whose product is annotated as gamma-glutamylamine cyclotransferase. The record is from RefSeq and is a predicted model, not a curated record. The coding region runs from base 305 to 754 and encodes 149 amino acids. The transcript is spliced from 3 exons. Gene Ontology annotation, molecular function: gamma-glutamylaminecyclotransferase activity. Lineage: Eukaryota; Metazoa; Chordata; Mammalia; Rodentia; Cricetidae.
GAGCCUGGGGCGGUUUAGGGACUCAGUCACCAGCCAGCGGAUGUCUGCCGCUAGCGUCCCUGCAGAUGCGGGACCGGCGGGCGGAACCCUCGGGGCGGGGCGCACAUUUGACCCCGGAAAACCGCCGGGGACGGCCCACGCUGUGGACCGGAUGGCCACCGCGGGAGACGCAGACCGAGCCGCUGGCCCACGCGGAGCCGCUGCUCGCUCCUUGUGGGACGGAUGGCUCCAGCAGGGACAAGUUGCUUCCUGAAGGAUCCGUGUGUACUGUUCAAAACACAAUCAGAAAAGCGUCCACAGCUAGAUGGCCCACAUCUUCGUGUAUGGCACCCUGAAACGAGGCCAGCCCAACCACAAAGUCAUGCUGGACCAGUCACAUGGCUCAGCAGCCUUCCGAGGCCAGGGCUGCACAGUUGAGUCCUUCCCACUGGUGAUUGCUGGCAAGCACAACAUACCAUGGCUGCUUCACCUGCCAGGCAAGGGCCACUGUGUGGCAGGUGAGAUCUACAAGGUAGAUGAACAGAUGUUGCGUUUCCUGGAUGACUUUGAAGACUGCCCCAACAUGUACCAGCGCACAGCCCUGCAGGUGCGGGUGCUUGAGUGGGAGGGUGCUGGUGGCCCUGGGGACAGCCUCCAGUGCUUCGUGUACAGUACGGCCACCUACGCACCUGAGUGGCUACAUCUCCCCUACCAUAAAAGCUAUGAUUCCGAAGGCCCACAUGGGCUACGCUACAACCCUCGGGAAAACAGGUGAGGGGCUAGUGCCCCGGAUGCUAACAGGAUGGAAGGAGCCCAGUGGCUGCCUGGCAUAAGCUGAGCUUUCCUGGCUUAACAUCUGUCUAUAAAACAUGUUGACAAAAGGUCUCUUGACACAAUUUUGCACAUGCUCUGAUGUUACUUACUAGUGCUUGCUAUUCAAGGAGCUCCUGGGUUUGCAGGUACUAGAUGAGAAACACUCUGAAGUCCCCUAAAUGCCAGUUACAGAGCAUCUGGUACUCCUUUUUUGAUUUGCUUUGCUCUAACCUUAAGUCGGCAUCUUCUGUGACUAAAGACCUGGCUGCAGUUAGAUCUCAGAAGCUGAAUGUACUGAUUCCCACAUAUGAAAUCUAGAAAGAAGUGGUGGGGGCCGGGCGGUGGUGGUGCACACCUUUAAUCCCAGCACUCAGGAGGCAGAGCCAGGUGGAUCUCUGUGAGUUCAAGGCUAGCCUGGUCUACAAAACGAGAUCCAGGAUGGGCACCAAAACUACACAGAGAAACCCUGCCUCAAAAAAGGAAAAAAAAAAAAUUGGUGGGAAAUGCUGGUUUGGGGUGGCUCAAUGGAAACCACCUUCAAGAAAAGCAUGCUGCACCUAGACUAUGUACUCCAUCACUCUUCCAGUUUCCAGAUCACACACAAACUAUUAAAACAGCCAUUAAAAUAUAAGUAUACUGUUGCUGUUUGGUCUUUUUGAUGUACUUACUUGGUAGAAGGUGUUUUUUCAUUCUAAUUCAGCAAAGUCAGGAGCAGUGGCUCGCUGGGAGACAGCUGAGAUCUCAGACUUUGUCGUUGAUGGGUGCCCAGCUCUCAGCAGCCUAACCCAUAUCUGCCACCUGAAGGUACAGCCCUUGGGGGUAGGCCUUUCAGAAGAACCAACACAUUAGUAAUUUGUUCCUCGGGCCUGACAGAAGGCUUUGCUUCCAAAUACAAACAGCACUUAAAAUAAUGUUAGGAAGACACGAAGUACCAAUUACCAUCCACCUCCAUCUGAUAAUCUGUCAGCGUAGAUGCAAGUCGAACAUGAUUCUGCUUCUGCCUCCUAGUAAAGUAGAAAAUGGAUUCCAAGAAUUGCAGCCCCAAAUGCAGCUGCUGGCUGAGCACCCUGGUACUCCACUAAGAGCUCACUCACUCUUCAACAUAAUGGUGGACUGAUCACUAACUGCUACUGGCACAGAAACACAACUUAUUUUUAGCCCCUUUUUCUUAAUUGGAAACUUGCUUCACAAAACAAAGGCAAAGAUGGGUAUUGGCUGAUGGGAUGGCUGUCCUACACACAACAGUGAAGGUGAGGACUCCUGGCCAUGGGGAGAGAGGAAAGGGACCUGGACAGCAUGCUUGUCGUUGGAUCAGUGAAGGUAGCACCCUGUGUCAGUCUACAGACCCCCAAAUGGUGAUCCAUCUCUUCCGUCAUCCCGUGUGACUUCUGUGUGGACCCACACAGAAGGAGUCAUCCAGACCCUUCAUCUCUGCUACCUGGUCUGAGGAAUUCAUGAAUAAUGAGCCCUAGGAAUCUGUCCUGAAUGAUGGAAGAAGGAAGGUAAUCAGAUUAUAAAGUUGGAAGCAGAACUGGAAUUUAUAUAAAUUUUUAAAGGAUCAUAAGGAAAUGCUAGUAUUUACAGUCAAUUGGCACAGCCUGUCGCCUCUGUGUAUAUUGUCUUCAUUCAGAAAAAAAGGGCAAACUAAUAUUUAGACAAGUGCUUGGUUUUAUUGAUUUAAUUUUGACACUAGGAAAUCUCAGCAGAAGUACAAAUCAUAUGUACAAGUAUUUAUAUCAAUAAAAAUUUCCAUUGGUGAUUUUUUUGGCAGAAUGUCAGUUUUGCCUCUUCUAAGGAAUAAAUAUGAUGCUGUAGAACCUGCUGCACAGGAGUGCUCCUGUAAAUGCUUGAACAAAUUGAGGGUUAGAGAAUAAUAGAAAUGCUAAUUAAAGCACUGAUGACUGAAAGGCUCGAAAUACUUCAUUCCAGCUCCACGAGCAGAUCUCCUUCGCCAACUGUGUCUCCAGCUUUGCAAUGCACCGACUUCACCUUGAAUUAAAAUGGUCGGGGAAGAGUGAGAAACAAGUGGGAACAAGAGGGCCAGCCAUCCCAAUUUCUUUUGAGAAGUAAGGGCCUUAGGCCCGAAAACGUAGACCAUCUGCUCACAUCUGUCUGUGUAAGGGAACCAGAGUGCAGGGGUAUUCCUACAGAAGCCUGUGCUUAACUCCUCAGCCUGUCACCCAGCCCAAUUAAAUUCUCAGAGAAUGCAGGCUGUGGACUGCUCCCAGGCCCCUGAUAUGUCCAUGCUGGUGACUGACACAUUCCAUCCCUGCCUCAUCCUAUGGUUUUGAGACUAGAAUGUGUAUUUAGUGUCAUGGUAAAAACCAAACAGCUACACAACAAUCCAAACAGGUACCAAUAGAAAGGAGAGAUCUUUUAGCCUGACCAUUUCCCUCCUUUUGAAAUAAUUAAUUCAAUACCCUACUACAGUUGAGUGGCACAGAAUGUGGAACUGUUUUA